Paramecium primaurelia is the source of this 933-nucleotide messenger RNA. The record is from the annotation of a GenBank genome assembly. NCBI's taxonomy places the organism in Eukaryota, Ciliophora, Oligohymenophorea, Peniculida, Parameciidae.
AUGUAAAAGAAUAGUUUAAAUAAAUAAACAAUAUUACUUAAAUUAGACAUAAGCAUUUUAAUAAUAAACAUCACAUAAUAGGCUGAAGAACGCUUUUAGAAUUUAAAAUAAGAAAAAACUUGGAGAUGGCAGGUAUAGUGAUGUAUAUUUAGCUAGACAUUUGUAGACAGGAUUUUUUAUAGCAUCGAAAGUCAUUUAAAAAAAGAAAUGAUAGAAGAAAUCAUUGAAGCUUAGGAGAUUAAAAUUCAAUAUUUGCGUGAUCAUCCAAAUAAUUACUAAGUUGUAUACUUUUUUUAAAACUUGUAAUCAUUAUUAGAAUUAUUUAUUUAUCAAUAAAUGUUCACAUGGCUAAUUACUAAAUCUACUUUAAAAAAUAACCGAAUUAAACAUUUUAAGAAAAAGAAGCUUCUAAUUAUGUCCAUUAAAUAACUUUUGAAUUAAUGUACAUACAUCAUAAUGAUGUUAUUCAUCGAGAUAUUCAACCAGAUAAUAUUCUCUUAAAUUUUUGGCUAAGCUAAAAUUGCUGAUUUUUCAUUCUGUGUUUAUUCUCCUCAUUUUUAUAGAUAAAUAUUAUGUGGUACCAUCAUAGAUGCUUCACCUGAAACUCUAGAAGGAGAUAUGUAGGUUAAAAAAAGUGAUAUUUGGGGUUUUGGUUACUUAAUAUAUGAAUUAUGUUUUGAUAUUCCUUCAUGGAAAGAGCAUUAACAAGAAUUAAUUAAAACUGUAAGGCAUAGUUUAAAAUUUUUAUUUAGGCUUGUGUUCUAAUUCCAUCUUAAACAUCUAAAGAAUUGAGAGAAAUCAUAGAAAAUUUAGUUAAAAGAUUAUAUAGAGAAAGAUUAACUGCAAAAAUAAGCUUACAAUCACUCAUGGUUAUAAUAAACUUAACAAAUACUACCACAAUUUAUCCAAUAAAAUGUAACCAUAUUUAAUUGA